Miscanthus lutarioriparius is the source of this 423-nucleotide messenger RNA. The record is from the annotation of a GenBank genome assembly. Lineage: Eukaryota; Viridiplantae; Streptophyta; Magnoliopsida; Poales; Poaceae.
AUGGCUGAACAGGAGGCCCCAGUCGCGGUCGAGGCACCAACCCCAGUUCUUGGAGAGCCGAUGGACUUGAUGACUGCGCUGCAGCUCGUGAUGAAGAAGUCAAGUGCUCACGAUGGACUUGUCAAGGGUCUUCGUGAGGCUGCCAAGGCCAUCGAGAAGCACGCCGCACAGCUUUGCGUGCUUGCUGAGGACUGUGACCAGCCUGAUUAUGUCAAGCUGGUGAAGGCGCUCUGCGCUGAGCACAAUGUUCACCUGGUCACUGUUCCUGCUGCUAAGACUCUUGGCGAGUGGGCUGGGCUUUGCAAGAUUGACUCUGAGGGCAAGGCAAGGAAGGUUGUAGGCUGCUCCUGUGUCGUUGUCAAGGAUUACGGUGAAGAAUCUGAGGGCCUUAACAUAGUGCAGGAGUAUGUCAAGUCGCACUAG